Messenger RNA from Anarrhichthys ocellatus (wolf-eel), 2712 nucleotides. RefSeq names its product solute carrier family 1 member 7a (gene slc1a7a). Gene Ontology annotation, biological process: L-glutamate transmembrane transport. The record is from RefSeq and is a predicted model, not a curated record. The transcript has 11 exons. Lineage: Eukaryota; Metazoa; Chordata; Actinopteri; Perciformes; Anarhichadidae. Gene Ontology annotation, molecular function: glutamate:sodium symporter activity; L-glutamate transmembrane transporter activity; neutral L-amino acid transmembrane transporter activity. Bases 12 to 1754 code for a protein of 580 amino acids. Gene Ontology annotation, cellular component: plasma membrane.
GGUGGAGGAGGAUGGCAGUGGCUCUGGAUGAAGUGUGGGGGCGGGUGAAGAAUGUCUGCAAGCAGAACGGACUGCUCAUCCUUUCUGUGCUGGCCGUGGUCAUUGGCUGCCUGCUGGGCUUCUUCCUCAGAGGCAAGCAGCUCUCCGAGCAGGAGGUUAAGUACUUCCAGUUUCCCGGAGAGCUGCUGAUGAGGAUGUUGAAAAUGUUAAUUUUGCCCCUCGUCGUAUCCAGUUUGAUGUCAGGUCUGGCUGCCUUAGACGCCAAGUGCUCCAGCCGCCUGGGCAUCAUGACCAUCUCCUACUACCUCUGGACCACCUUUGUUGCCGUGGUGGUGGGCAUCCUCAUGGUAUACAUCAUCCACCCAGGUGGAGCCGCUCAGAAGGAGGACACUGGGGAAAGCCAGAAGCCGAUGACCAGCUCUGCUGACGCUCUGCUGGAUCUCAUCCGCAACAUGUUUCCAGCCAAUCUGAUUCAAGCUACUUUCCAACAGUAUCGAACCCAGAGAGUCCCCGUGCUUAUCCCCAAACCAACGGUGGCUCAGCUCCUGGAUGAGACCACCACACGCAGGAUCUACAUCUACGGCAUCCAAGAUGACAACGGCACAGAUGUGCAGAAUUUCUCCCUGGAUCUCACGCCGCCACCUGACGUUAUCAUGAAAACCUCCCCUGGUACCAGCGACGGCAUGAAUGUGCUGGGGAUUGUAAUUUUUUCUGCUACCAUGGGAAUAAUGUUAGGAAGAAUGGGACCCAAUGGAAGCGCUUUGGUGAACUUCUGCCAGAGUGUGAAUGAGGCAGUUUUGAAGAUUGUUGCCAUUGUCAUCUGGUAUUUUCCUUUCGGGAUUGUCUUUCUGGUUGCCGGUAAGAUCUUGGAGAUGGAUGACCCUUCAGCCAUGGGGAAGAAGCUGGGUUUUUAUGCCAUCACGGUGGUAAUGGGUUUAGUGCUGCACGGCCUAUUCAUCCUCCCGGCCAUGUACUUCUUCAUCACUAAGAAGAGCCCCAUUGUUUACAUCAGAGGCAUUCUGCAGGCCCUGCUCAUCUCCUUGGCCACCUCCUCCAGCUCUGCCACUCUGCCUAUCACCUUCAAGUGCCUCCUUGAGAACAACCACAUCGACAGACGCAUCAUCCGCUUCGUGCUGCCUGUCGGGGCCACCAUCAACAUGGACGGCACCGCACUCUACGAGGCCGUGGCUGCCAUCUUCAUCGCCCAAGUGAAUAAUUACGAGCUCGACUUUGGACAGAUCAUCACGAUCAGCAUCACUGCCACUGCAGCCAGCAUCGGGGCAGCAGGAAUCCCACAGGCUGGACUCGUAACCAUGGUGAUUGUGCUGACCUCUGUGGGUCUGCCCACCGAUGACAUCACUCUCAUCAUCGCUGUGGAUUGGGCUUUGGAUCGAUUCAGGACCAUGGUCAAUGUGAUGGGCGACGCUCUGGCCACAGGCAUCAUGGCUCAUAUCUGCAGAAAAGAUUUUGUGAAAGAAGGGGAGCAGGUGCCUCUGAUCUGUGAAACUAAGCCCAUGAUAAGCAUCCAGCAGAUGAUGACCUACCAGAAUCAGAAGAAUGGCUGCUACCAGCCGCCUCCACCAGGCAGCAAGCAGGGCCACCUCUCCCCAGAUGUGGCACGCCUGAUGAAGCUGGAGGAAGGCGUCCGGCCACUAGAGAAGAAGAAACACGCUCACUCCUCCCACCACAAGAGAGAGCACAGGGAUAAGGACCACUGUUCCGUUGAUAUGAACGGGCUGGAGACUAAUGUAUAAAAGCAGCUGCCCUGCCAACAGCUACUGACACGUCUACAGCUGCAGGACCGGCAGGAGAGGAAGACAUAUUAAAGAUCGAGGUGAUUAAGUUCACAUGCAUUUCCCCUCCGAGAAGGAGAGCAGCCCAGGGUGGAUAAAUACAGAUAACCCUGGAAGAAAAGAAAAGACGAUUUUUGUUUUUCUACAUAACAUGAAUAACAACCCACAUUUGUGUAUGUUUGUGUGUGUACAUAUUUAUCAGAUAUGUAUUAUUUGGUACAAGCAGUGACAGUGCGCUGCUCUAGCUGACAGUCAUUUCAAACUGGGAGAACUCAUCUUGUUCAACCUUUCACGAAAUCUCCCCAGAUCUGUGAGUCAGCCCAUCUCAGAGGAGCGGAGAACGUAAUGGCAAAUACCAGAUAUAAUUUAAGGAACCUCUCCAUUCUGUGGACAGAAAACAUCCACUCAUAACUCUGUUUAUUAAUUCUGAUCUGGUUUGGUAUGUUUUUAGCAGAAUUGGGUUUUUGGAGCAUUCUUCCAAUAAAUUACCGGACUUAAUAAUGCGCACAACCAAGAGUGGGACAAUACAAGAUCAUUUAGCUUUCACAAGAAACCUUUACUUUAACACACAUAUGCAACAGUUUGGGUCACAUUCAGGAAAAAAAGGAUUAUUUCCAAUUUAUCAAAUUUUCCCAGCCACAUCUUUCCCUACACUUCUCUUCUCUGCCUUGUUGUCCUGAGUCUAAGUGGGUACUCUGCCUCAUACCUGCAGUACUGUACGGUCAUUGCCAGACAAAAAGACGAUGAAGGUCACGAUGAAAUCGAAGACGAGCGUCUGUCCUUGUGUUGAAGUCAUGUUAAGUUGUCUCUGCACCCCAUUGUAUUUCCUCUUUGCCUUAAACGACCAAGGGAGAAGCAUGUGGGACCAGUGCGCUCAUGAAGUACCCUGAAAACAACACAAACAACACAAGGCAACAAU